AUGUCCAACAAAAUACUAAACAUAGCUGACCUCCAGGAGGCAGCUUCCAAAUCCCUCCCUGUUUCCGUAAAAGAUUUCUUCAACUCCGGCGCAACAAACCAAGUAACCCUCCACGACAACUACACUGCGUAUAGGAAGUACCGUCUCCUCCCCAGAGUCCUGAAAGAUGUCUCCCAAGUGGACACGGGCAUCUCCCUUUUUGGUCGGGACAUCCUCUUCCCACUCUGUGCCUCGCCCACCGGACUACAAGUAUUAGCCCACCCAGAUGGAGAACUAGCAACAAGCAGAGCAUGUGCCAAGACAGGCGUGAACAUGGGAGUCUCCUCCUACACCGGUUAUCCAAUCGAGCAAAUCACCGAGGCGGGAAACGAAGUGGGGCCUGUCAACCACGUCAUGCAGCUCUACACAUUGAACGACAAAGCUAAACAAGAGCGUAUUGUGCGUCGUGCCGAAGCUGCGGGUUGCAAGGCAAUCUUCUUGACCGCGGAUAGUCCCGUCCUUGGUGUUCGCUGGAAUGAAUGGCGGAAUGGAUUCAAGCCUCCGCCUGGCGUGGCGUAUCCGAUGUAUGAAAAGACAUCGGAUGAGAUCCAGGCGCAAUCUCAUGAUGAUGGGUUCACUUCGACUAAUUCAGAUUCUCAUUCUUGGGCUACGGAGAUUCCGUGGUUGCGCAGUAUUACCAAGAUGGAGAUCUGGAUUAAGGGAGUCCUUACGCCGGAGGAUGUUGAGACUGCUGUUGAAUACGGUUGUGAUGGUGUUAUUAUUAGCAACCAUGGUGGUAGACAGCUAGAUGAGACGCCAGCUACCAUUGAUGCUCUUCCUGCUUGUGCUAAGGUUGCACGAGGACGGAUUAGGAUUCAUAUUGAUGGUGGGAUUCGGUCUGGGGCUGAUAUUUUCAAGGCCCUGGCUCUAGGCGCAGAGUGUUGCUGGGUUGGACGUCCAGUGCUUUGGGGAUUGGCGCAUGAUGGUCAGCAGGGGGUCGAGCUGAUGUUUAAGAUUCUGUACGACGACUUCAAGCGAUGCAUGCAGCUUACAGGCUGUAAAUCGGUUUCGGAGAUUCGCCCGGAGCUUUUGGCUAUUGUUAAUGCAUACGGGCCUUUGGCAAGGCUGUAA
Penicillium canescens is the source of this 1110-nucleotide messenger RNA. Its product is annotated as alpha-hydroxy acid oxidase. The transcript is spliced from 3 exons. Lineage: Eukaryota; Fungi; Ascomycota; Eurotiomycetes; Eurotiales; Aspergillaceae. The record is from RefSeq and is a predicted model, not a curated record. Bases 1 to 1110 code for a protein of 369 amino acids. Gene Ontology annotation, molecular function: FMN binding; oxidoreductase activity.